AUGGGUGUGACACCUGGGUCUACCGACGGCAAUGGACGUCCCACAACACCCUCAGAUCUCAACCAAAUGAUUCGAUCAGCAAUACAAUUAAUCCCCACGAUUACACCACGAUCCCUGCUAGCAAGCAACAUAACGCCUCGCGAGAUCGUGACUCGUGCAAAAGUACCGCCGAAUGGAUGGUCAAAGAAAUCGAGCAAUACUACGUACCUCGAUGAUAUCGGCUAA
This is a messenger RNA of Talaromyces marneffei, 225 nucleotides long. RefSeq lists its product as uncharacterized. NCBI's taxonomy places the organism in Eukaryota, Fungi, Ascomycota, Eurotiomycetes, Eurotiales, Trichocomaceae. The transcript is spliced from 3 exons. The record is from RefSeq and is a predicted model, not a curated record. Bases 1 to 225 code for a protein of 74 amino acids.